UAUGUAAUUAGUCCUCAGAGAAAUACGGAAAUUUUGAGGUUAAUUGCGGGAAAAAUACUGUUUGUAGUUGAAAUAAAUUUUAAUAUUAUUAAUAUUAUUUUUAUCUACUUCAAAAAUAUUUAUCUUUUUUCAAUAAUAUUUUACUUAUUUAAUUCCGAACUCUAUUUACUGUAUACUUUAUGGCGCAAAAAGUGCAUAAUUUUUCGCGUGUGCGGUAGUCAACUAUUCUUUUGUAUCAUCAAAUGUGGCGCCGGUGAUAUUGUAAAAGAAACUCAUAUGAUAAAUAUUAACAAUAAUCUUUUGAAGUAAAUAUAUAUUUAAUAUUAAAGUUAUAUCAAUAGUAACUGUGAAUUGUAUAUAGAGAUUAUUUUUAAGAAUAACGUAAUAUUUAGAACAAGUUAUAAUACUCUUUUUUUGAUUAUUUAUAUAAGAUCCAUGCUCAAUCAGCAAUAUCUAAAUUGAUAAUACAGUCGUAGAUUUUGAUUUUAAAUUAAGAACGUUUACAAUUUUGAGUGAAUUUUGUGUCGCUUGAUAAAAGCAUUAUUGUGUCAAUUAUAAAAUAAUGAUAGUGGUGAAUAAUUAACUAAUCUUAAAGUAUAUUAGCUAAAAGAAAAGAUUUUUUACAAAAAUAAUGGCAGCUAAUAUCGCAGCACAACGAAUCAAACGUGAAUUCAAAGAGGUUAUAAAAAGCGAAGAAGUUGCACGUUGUGCUAUUAGAGUUGAAUUAGUAAAUGACAGUUUCACUGAACUCAAGGGAGAAAUUGCUGGACCACCAGAUACCCCCUACGAAGGUGGAAAUUUUGUGCUAGAAAUAAAAGUCCCGGAAACUUAUCCAUUUAAUCCACCCAAGGUACGAUUUAUAACGAAAAUUUGGCAUCCGAAUAUUUCUUCAGUUACUGGAGCAAUAUGUUUAGAUAUUUUAAAAGACCAGUGGGCAGCAGCCAUGACUUUACGCACUGUUUUACUUUCCCUCCAAGCUUUACUAUCAGCUGCAGAACCUGAUGAUCCACAGGAUGCUGUGGUAGCUAAACAAUAUAAAGAACACCCGGAAAUGUUUCGUCAAACAGCAAAACAUUGGACAUCUGUUUAUGCUGGUGGUCCUGCUAAAAUGCCCGAAUUAAAUGAUAAAAUUAGACGGCUUACAGAUAUGGGAGUUGAUGAACACAGCGCCAGAGUAGCACUUUCUUCAUAUAACUGGGAUUUAGAGCGUGCUACAGAACAAAUUUUCAGUUAGUAAUUAUUAUAAUUAUUGGUCAUAAUUAAAUAUUUCAAUCACUUUCGAGUAUCAUUAUCAUACAUCAGUUAACAUAAUGAUGAUAAUUUUUAUGAUGUAUUAUAGCUAUAAAAUUCUAAAAAAAAAGAACAAGUUUUGAAAAAUUUUGCAUUGAAUAUUUUAAAUU
Messenger RNA from Chelonus insularis, 1400 nucleotides. It is a transcript of the gene Ubc4, whose product is annotated as ubiquitin conjugating enzyme 4. Lineage: Eukaryota; Metazoa; Arthropoda; Insecta; Hymenoptera; Braconidae. The record is from RefSeq and is a predicted model, not a curated record. The transcript has 5 exons. Gene Ontology annotation, molecular function: protein binding. Bases 632 to 1234 code for a protein of 200 amino acids.